Molecule: messenger RNA, 1403 nt
Organism: Anoplophora glabripennis (Asian longhorned beetle)
Lineage: Eukaryota; Metazoa; Arthropoda; Insecta; Coleoptera; Cerambycidae
Product: ell-associated factor Eaf
Exons: 6
Coding region: 246-1238 (330 amino acids)
Biological process (GO): positive regulation of DNA-templated transcription; regulation of transcription elongation by RNA polymerase II
Cellular component (GO): super elongation complex
Molecular function (GO): transcription elongation factor activity
Source: RefSeq, a predicted model, not a curated record
UGAGAUGUAAACCACCUUAAGUGGUCAAACGUCAAAAAGUAGGUCAAUAUUUUACUUUUCAAUACGUGUGUUCAUAUGUUGAGAAAUUAUAUGGAAUAUUUUAAUUAAUGUCAACGGAUAAAGCCAUGUAAAUGCUAAUUGUGUGAAUUAUUUGGAGAUUACUUGGAAUUUUCGUUGGUUUACAGCGAAACAAUUUUAGAAUUUCAAAAAUUUUCCCAAUAUGACAAGGGUUUAAAAAGUAAAAUAUGGCAGAAAAACUUGGCCUAGGAAAUGAAGUGAGAGAAUUGAAAAUCGGACAGAGCUUUACUAACCCAAAAUCAACAGCAUUUCAUACUGUUAAAUAUGAUUUUAAACCAGCCUCGGUUGACACCAACAAGAAAGCUACCGUAGAUGUGGGAAGCAACCACCAAGUAACAGUUACUGUACCACAUUUAGAUGGAGCUGGGGUACCCCAAACAGUAUUCAAAGGUUCGCAAAGGCCAUACCAAAAAGAAUGUGUCCUUAUUAUAGAUAGAAUAACUGGAGAGAUAACUCUAGAAAAAUUAGGUUGUAAUAUACAAGUCAAAAAAACUAGGAGUGAAUAUAACAAAUUACAUCUCCCGCAAGAUAGGUUAAGCCAAGGCAAUGAUAGAUCUGGUACUACUUCAUCGAGCCUUCCUUCAAGGUCUCAUACGCCGCCUAUGCUCGGACACCGAGUUUCGAGCAAAACGAAGGUUGCCAGCGGAAGCCGAAGGCCCGACAGACAAAUAACCCACCUGGUGCCAAAACACUCGCCAUUACACGCGAGUCCAAGUUACCCCUCUCCGGGACACCAUAUCAGGAGUCCCAAGAGAGAUUUACAUAAUAAUAUUAAUAACGAGUCACACAACCAGAGCACACUUGCCAGCCUUCCAAUGAUAGGCAUCGACGACUUCUCCGAUCCCGUGCCACCCCCGCAGAACAUGCUCGCCCCGCUCAGCUCCCACAACUCCCACUCGUCGCUCAACACGACUGAAAAAUCUCCCAUCGUCAUGGCCUCCGACACGGAGAACGGCGUGGGCGAGAUGAGUGAUAGCACGUCGUCGAGUAGCGACAGCGAUUCGGAUUCCGAUGUCGAGGAGACCGCCAACGCCAAUAAGAAUAUAAAUAUAGGCAAAUCGAAUGGGUACAGCAAUAACAAUUCGACGACGACGAAGAUUGCCACCCACCUGCUGAACGAGGAUUUAUGCCUGUCCGAAUCCGGGUCUGACUCGGACUGAAUUUUUAGGGCCACACAAGAAUAAUACUGACCUUUUAUUUUGUGUGUAUUUCUUAAGACGACUUAACGUGGCAAAGUUUUUAGGUACCGAUAAAUGAUUAUUUGUAAUAAGAAUAUUAUAUAUGUAUUAUGUACAAUAUCUACAGAAAUACAGUACUGCAAGUGU